AUGACGACGACAACGACGUGGACAUCAACGUGGGCGACCUCGGCGUGUCGGGCGACCUCGAUGACCUUUCAGUCUCGGCCAACGCCGGCGACAACUCGGUCUCGGCCAACGCUGAUGACAACUCGGCCUCCGCCUCCACCUCCUCGUCGGCCGCCUCGCUGGCCACUCCCCUUUCCUUCCUCUUCUAAGAGAGCACGAGAGAUUCUCGCUCGUCUAUCACACGUGGCUACCCACCAUAUUUCAACAACAUCAUUUUCUAGAUAUCGACUUUAA
This is a messenger RNA of Acanthamoeba castellanii str. Neff, 273 nucleotides long. RefSeq lists its product as uncharacterized. Lineage: Eukaryota; Discosea; Longamoebia; Acanthamoebidae. The record is from RefSeq and is a predicted model, not a curated record. The transcript has a single exon. Bases 1 to 273 code for a protein of 90 amino acids.